Messenger RNA from Salvelinus fontinalis (brook trout), 1665 nucleotides. RefSeq names its product NIPA magnesium transporter 2 (gene nipa2). The transcript has 6 exons. Gene Ontology annotation, molecular function: magnesium ion transmembrane transporter activity. NCBI's taxonomy places the organism in Eukaryota, Metazoa, Chordata, Actinopteri, Salmoniformes, Salmonidae. Gene Ontology annotation, cellular component: membrane. The coding region runs from base 278 to 1375 and encodes 365 amino acids. The record is from RefSeq and is a predicted model, not a curated record. Gene Ontology annotation, biological process: magnesium ion transport.
UGUACGCAUGCGUGAAGAAUCGCCCUUUCACCAUGUGUGGGCGGACCGCGUCAACCUUACCUUCAAAUUAGGUCGUAACAAAAUGAUAGAGCUACAUAGCUAGAACUUGCUAUUUAUCACAUAGCUAGCUAACUACCACUGUUUAUCUGGGAAAACCAGGGAUCUUUUACCAGGUAGAGUGGUGUCACAGGUUGGUGACAAGUGUUCAGCUGGUCAGCAACUCCUGUGUGUUGUUGUCAAUGUAACAAACAGUACGAACAACUCAUCCAGCGUCACUAUGGGCCAGGACAGAGGGAAGUAUGAUUUCUACAUCGGCCUGGGACUAGCCAUCAGCUCCAGCAUCUUCAUAGGAGGAAGCUUCAUCCUCAAGAAGAAAGGACUACUCCGCCUGGCCAGGAAGGGACAGUGCAGAGCAGGACAAGGCGGACACGCAUAUCUUAAAGAAUGUCUCUGGUGGGCUGGCUUAUUAUCAAUGGCGGCUGGUGAAGGGGCUAACUUUGCAGCGUAUGCCUUCGCUCCUGCUACUCUCGUCACCCCUCUGGGGGCCCUCAGUGUGCUGGUCAGUGCGGUGCUGUCCUCGUACUUCCUGACAGAGCGUCUGAACCUGCACGGGAAGCUGGGCUGUCUGCUCAGUAUCUUGGGCUCUACUACCAUGGUGAUCCACGCCCCUAAGGAGGAAGAGAUCAACAGUCUGGACCACAUGGCUCGGAAACUGGUGGACCCAGGUUUCCUGGUGUUUGCCACCUUCGUCAUCAUCGUAGCGCUCAUCUUCAUCGUGGUGGUGGGCCCUCGGCACGGCCAGACCAACAUCAUGGUGUAUAUUACCAUCUGCUCUGUGAUAGGAGCUCUGUCUGUGUCGUGUGUGAAGGGGUUGGGCAUCGCCAUCAAAGAGGCCAUAGCUGGGAGGCCCGUGGUGGGGAAUCCUUUAGCCUGGGUGUUACUGCUCGGGCUGGUGGCCUGCGUCUCCACACAGAUCAACUACCUGAACAAGGCUCUGGAUAUCUUCAACACCUCCUUGGUCACACCCAUCUAUUACGUGUUUUUCACCACCUCGGUCCUCUCCUGCUCUGCCAUCCUCUUCAAGGAGUGGGAGCACAUGGCCGCUGCUGACGUUAUCGGGACUCUGAGUGGCUUCCUGACCAUUAUAGUUGGUAUCUUUCUGCUCCAUGCCUUUAAGGACCUUAACGUGAGUCUGUCCACGCUGGCUGUGUCCAUCAGGAAGGACGAGAGGCCCGGGCCGGCGGCUAACGGAGUGGCAACACACGGCAGCUACGAACUGCUGCGCAAUGACUCCACGGAGAGGGACCUGGAGGAGAGGGAGGUGGGUUUGCCUUUUGACAGCCUGUCCAGGAGGAAUGGUGCCAUGACAGCCUAGCUGGCCGGUCCUGGGCCUGCGGACCCCCCCCCGUAUCCUACUGACUGCCUCUUAGAGGAACUAGCUAACUACCUGGUCCUGCGCCCCCCCGUAUCCUACUGACUGCCUCUUAGAGGAACUAGCUAACUACCUGGUCCUGCGCCCCCCCCCCCCCCCCAUCCUACUGACCGCCUCUUAGAGGAACUAGCUAACUACCUGGUCCUGCGCCCCCCCCCCCAUCCUACUGACCGCCUCUUAGAGGAACUAGCUAACUACCUGGUCCUGCGCCCCCCCCCCCCAUCCUACUGACU